Molecule: messenger RNA, 2715 nt
Organism: Sorex araneus (European shrew)
Lineage: Eukaryota; Metazoa; Chordata; Mammalia; Eulipotyphla; Soricidae
Gene: NSFL1C
Product: NSFL1 cofactor
Exons: 9
Coding region: 56-1168 (370 amino acids)
Biological process (GO): membrane fusion; Golgi organization; nuclear membrane reassembly
Cellular component (GO): nucleus; cytosol
Molecular function (GO): ubiquitin binding
Source: RefSeq, a predicted model, not a curated record
CGCGGCGGCGGCGGCGGCGGCGGCCGGAGCGGUUUGGGCGCUGCACGGGGCGAAGAUGGCGGCCGAGCGGCAGGACGCGCUGAGGGAGUUCGUGGCGGUGACGGGCGCCGAGGAGGACCGGGCCCGCUUCUUCCUCGAGUCGGCCGGCUGGGACCUGCAGAUCGCCCUAGCAAGCUUUUAUGAGGAUGGAGGGGACGAAGACAUUGUGACCAUUUCACAGGCAGCCCCCAGUUCCGUGUCCAGAGGCACAGCCCCCAGCGAUAAUAGGGUGACAUCCUUCAGAGACCUCAUUCAUGACCAAGAUGAGGAUGAGGAAGAGGAAGAAGGCCAGAGGUUUUAUGCCGGGGGCUCAGAGAGAAGCGGACAGCAGAUUGUUGGCCCUCCCAGGAAGAAAAGUCCCAACGAGCUGGUGGAUGAUCUUUUUAAAGGUGCCAAGGAACAUGGAGCAGUGGCUGUGGAACGAGUGACCAAGAGCCCUGGAGAGACCAGUAAACCAAGACCUUUUGCAGGGGGUGGCUACCGCCUCGGGGCCGCACCGGAGGAAGAGUCUGCCUAUGUGGCGGGAGAGAGGAGGCGGCACUCCGGCCAGGAUGUUCAUGUUGUGCUGAAACUCUGGAAGAGCGGGUUCAGCCUGGAUAAUGGCGAACUCCGAAGCUACCAAGACCUGGCCAAUGCCCAGUUUCUGGAAUCUAUCCGCAGAGGGGAGGUGCCAGCAGAACUUCGGAGGCUAGCACACGGUGGCCAGGUGAACUUGGACAUGGAGGACCAUCGGGAUGAGGAUUUCGUGAAGCCCAAGGGAGCCUUCAAGGCCUUCACUGGCGAGGGUCAGAAACUGGGCAGCACUGCUCCCCAGGUGUUGAAUACCAGCUCUCCAGCCCAACAGGCGGAAAACGAAGCCAAAGCCAGCUCUUCCAUCUCAAUCGACGAGUCACAGCCUACCACAAACAUCCAAAUACGGCUUGCUGAUGGCGGGAGACUGGUGCAGAAAUUCAACCACAGCCACAGGAUCAGCGACAUCCGGCUCUUCAUCGUAGAUGCCCGGCCAGCCAUGGCUGCCACCAGCUUUGUCCUCAUGACUACCUUCCCGAACAAAGAGCUAGCUGAUGAGAACCAGACCCUGAAGGACGCCAACCUGCUCAACGCCGUCAUUGUACAGCGGUUGACAUAACCGCCCGGCCCCAUGGGCAGCCUCGCCUCCUUCCUGUGUUUCCCACGGCCUGCUGCCCCUGGGGACCACACCCCCACCCCUCCCACAUACCCAGCAGUCCAGUGCCACGUCUCCUCCGUAGCUCUGGGUUCUUAGAUCUCAGUUGGACAUUUGUUUUCUUUUUAGUUGCAUUUCCUGGGUUUUUGUGACGAUCAAUGGACUUUAAAGAAAAUAAUAAAAACAACCAAAAAAAUUGAAGGAAUAUCACCAGCAUGUUGUAUGGAACCUCUCCCACUGAAGUAGGUUCUUGCUAUAAAAUCAUUUAUCUCCAAGACCUGUGGGAAGGGGCCUUCCUUCCAUACUCUGCAGAAAAUUGCUUGUGGCACACAACAUCGCCCACUCGUAUGCCCACCCACCACCGCCAUGAUGCCUGGGGGAGGACUCUUCUACCUUCAUAGAGAAGGGAAGAGGGAAACUCCUAGGAAGAGGCUUUGUAGCCGCUGUUUCCCGAAAGAACAGUUCUGUUGCCAGGGCAAGACUCUUGCUGGAGUCCCCGAAAGUGUGAGGUCAGACCAAGAUAAUAGACAUCUUCACAUAAGGAAUGAUUCACUCGUGUACUCAGACUCGGGGCAGUUCAGGUGCCCAAGGCCCUGGCCAGUUGGGAUUCUAACCUUCCUUCCUUUCCUGGCCCUAUCUCCCCUCACAACCAUACUGCUCCCUGGUGAGUGCCCACUGCUUCCGCCUGUACUUCAUGUCCAGAGACCUGAGUGUUUCCAGGAAGUUAAUGGGACAUUACUUUCAUUGGGAAGCAGCAUGUACCAACCCAAACGAGUUAGAGUCGGGAUAUCUUGGCCUGAAAUAUAGACAGAAUCCAAGUGUCACUGUGCCAUUCACCAAUGAUGCAUGACAAAGUCAGAUACUGAAGGCUGAGUUCCCUUUCUUACAAAUGCCUUCCACCACAGUGGCACCUGUAAGAGGCUUCUGCUGAGUCAAUUUGGAGGGGUGAGUGUAACAUCCGUGCAUGGCUUUGGUGUGCAGAUUCCGCCCCCAUUGUUUUCUGCCCAGUUGAGUUCUGAUUUGUGAACAGUUCAGGCAGUAAUGCCAGUCUGGUAAAGACCAUACCCUCAAGUGUACUUUCUGUGCAAGUUUUGGAGAAGAGAAUCGCUAGGGUCUUGGAUGGAAGGAAGCCUGUCCACCUCCCUGGGAAACGUGAACUACAGACUUAGAACCAACACUGACUCAGACUCUCCUGGUCUUGAAUCAUAAUGUGCCUCAGUCCUCUCUCCAAGCAGUUAUUACCAGUCACUUUCUCUUUCCUGCUUCACCCACUGCGAUGAGCCAAGAACCAACACUACUUCUACCCAGAACUGGGACGGGGCCUGGGGCGUCUCCCCAGGCCCAUCCCACGAAAGGGACGUGGCUUGGUGCUUCCAAUCCCAAACCGGCAGGAGCCUGCCGCAUCUGCCACAGCGUUUCCUCCAGGUGAAAGUAUUGACGGAAACUAAAAGUGGGUCUGGAAAAACUUUGUACACUAUUGUCACCUUGACCAUUAAAAACCAGAAUGAGGA